AUGGGCACGUUAUUUGUGGUCGGCACACCUAUCGGCAAUCUGGAAGACCUUACCCCUAGGGCCGCAAGAAUCCUGGGACAGGUGGACUUGAUCGCCGCCGAAGACACCCGGGUGACGCGCCGGCUGCUGAGCCACUUGGGAAUCAAGACGCCCCUGAUCAGCUACAACGAGAACAACCGGCGGGAACGGCUGCCAAAGUUAUUGGAGACCUUGGCGUCCGGGAACGUGGCGCUGGUGACCGAUGCGGGUAUGCCCGGCAUAAGCGACCCGGGAACGGAGUUGGUUGCCAGGGCCGCGGAGGAAGGCGCCGCCGUGGAAUCGGUGCCCGGAGCAUCGGCCGUAACCACCGCCAUUGCCGUGUCAGGUCUUCCAGGCAACGACUUCCUGUUCCUGGGGUUCCUGCCGCGGAAGCGCCGGGAAAGGUUGGCCCGGCUGCACGACCAAGUCUACUCACCUCACACACUGGUCAUAUUCGAAGCGCCCCACCGGGUCUUGGCCACCCUGGCGGAUAUGGCCGAGGCAUUGGGCGACCGGCGGAUUUCGGUCUGCCGGGAACUGACCAAGCUGCAUGAAGAAGUGUUCCGCGGCACAGUCAACGAAGCUAUCGCUUACUUUCCGUCGCCCAGAGGAGAGUUCGUUCUGGUCAUUCAAGGCAACUUGGAACCCUCCGGGUCCACCGACCCCGCCGGGGCGCAACUGUCCGCCGCCCGGGACCGGCUGGCUGAAUUGCGGACCUUGGGCGCGGCGCCCAAAGACGCCGUUUCCCAGGUUUCCUCCGGUUUCGGGCUGCCGAGAAACACGGUUUACCGUUGGUGGAUAGACUUGGAGCGGCCAGACAGGCCCUGA
This is a messenger RNA of Geodia barretti, 846 nucleotides long. NCBI's taxonomy places the organism in Eukaryota, Metazoa, Porifera, Demospongiae, Tetractinellida, Geodiidae. The record is from the annotation of a GenBank genome assembly.